Molecule: messenger RNA, 1335 nt
Organism: Daphnia pulicaria
Lineage: Eukaryota; Metazoa; Arthropoda; Branchiopoda; Diplostraca; Daphniidae
Exons: 7
Coding region: 65-1108 (347 amino acids)
Source: RefSeq, a predicted model, not a curated record
AGCCAUCAAAAGACGUGUUGUCGUUAUUCGCCAAACUCACUUGUGUGGAAGCGCAUGUUCUGAAAUGAAUCUCCCGAUUAAUAUUGUGCUACCGCUCCUUGCUGCGUCAUUCGUCUUUCAGAUUGGACAAGUCAUUUGUCAUGGACGUCUAAUGGAUCCUCCAUCUAGAAACGCAAUGUGGAGAUUUGGUUUCCCCAAUCCAGUUGACGUGAAAGAUAAUGAACUUUGGUGCGGAGGACAAACAGUGCUCUGGGAUGUUAACGGAGGCAAAUGCGGUGUUUGCGGUGACCCAUGGAAUGAGACCCAACCUCGCGCUCACGAAAUUGGAGGACACUAUGCAAAUGGUCUGCUUGGACGACGUUACACUCCGGGACAAGUCAUCGAUGUUGAAGUUGAGCUAACUUCAAAUCACAAAGGUCACUUUGAAUUGCGGCUCUGUCCGUUAUUUGGAUAUCAGGCGGUGAAUGCCGAAACUGAAAAUUGUUUCGAUAAGUACCCACUGUACCUUGAAGGUCAGUCAACUUAUAAAUUUACGAUUCCCGAAGACUCCGCUAAGCACGCGAUAUUGAAAUAUCGCGUCAAACUCCCUAACCAAGUCACCUGUACCGCCUGUGUCAUUCAAUGGGUUCAUUACGCCAGUCAUCUCAACGGGACGUGUGAUGACGGAACUAUGGCGAUUGGAUGUGGAAAUCAGGAAGUAUAUCGGAAUUGUGCGGAUGUGGCAAUUAUUACAACCACGGGAGGUUUUGAGCCAUUCGGAGUGAUUCCUACAGUUCCAACCAGUCAAAAUGUUAACCCGUACGCCUUAAAAUUAUGGAACAAAACUAAAAAUGGGGAAAUUAAGGAGGAAACUUUGGUUGUCCGCUCGCAAUUUUGCAUGGCAAUUGGAAAAUACCGAAGCAUAAGUUACUUUGAUUCGUGGUGCAUGAGUAACUGUCUAAAGUACCCGCCAACUUGUCCGGAGCAUGCUUGUAAAUGCACGUCGAGUUGUGUCCCAAGAAAAGAUUUGCCCAAAGAUGAACAAGCGGCCGAAGAAUUAUUUUGUCAGCAUGACUGCAUGCAAUCCCCUUUCAGUGAAAGAUGUUCUCGAAUUUGUGAUUGUGCUUAAAGUAGCACCUGUUCAAUUCUUAUUUACAUCUCGAAAUUCUUUUAAAAAUCCAAACCAAUAUUUGCAACUGUUUUUACAGCAUUUUAAAAUUGGGUAAGUCUUUCAAAAAUUACGCAAUGUAACAAAUAUAAUAAUAAUAAUUCGGAAAAUGAAAUAACCUCGAUGAUACAGAAAACUGUUAAGAAUUGUUUUCACCGUUCUUUUAAAUAAACUUUUUAGCUGGGUUA